GGCAUGGAGGGGGACGACAACCUCCAGUCCAUGCUGGUGGGCACGGUGAUGAGGAAGAUCAAGUCCCGGACCUGGAAGAAGCAGCGAUACUUCAAGCUGCAGGACGACUUCACCACCAUCUGGUACAAGUCCAAGAAGGCCGGGAACGCCCAUUCCACCUUUUCUGUGAGCGACGUGGAGGCUGUCAGAGAAGGCCACCAGAGCGAGGUUCUCCUCAGCAUCGCCGACGAGUUCCCGGCCGAGCGCUGCUUCACGCUGGUGUUCCGGGGACGGAGGUCCAACCUGGACCUGGUGGCCGAGUCCGAGGACGAGGCCCGGUCCUGGAUCCACGGCAUGAGGAAGCUCAUGGAGAACCUGGAGAACAUGGGAGAGAGGGAGAGACUGGACCAGUGGAUCGGAGACUGGUUCAAGAAGGCCGACAAGAACAACGACGGCCGGAUGAACUUCAAGGAAGUUCAGGACCUGCUGAAGAUGAUGAACGUGGAGAUGAACGAGCACCACGCCCUGCGCCUCUUCACGAUGGCCGAUAAGUCCCAAUCCGGAACGCUGGAGGACGACGAGUUCGUGCUGUUCUACAAGAUGCUGACCCAGCGGGACGACGUGCUGCGGGUCUUCCAGGAGUUCUCCUCGGACGGACACAAGCUGUCUCUGGCCGACCUGGAGGACUUCCUGAGGGAGGAGCAGCUGGAGGCCGACGCAGACGAAGACGUCCGACAGAGAGCCGAGCAGUUCAUCCAGACAUACGAGCCUUCAGAGGCAGCCAAGCUGCUGGACUCCAUGACGUUAGACGGCUUCCUGAUGUACCUGGGCUCGGCCGAAGGCUCCAUCUUCAACCCCCGGAGGAGGAACGUCUUCCAGGACAUGAGCCAGCCGCUCUGCAACUACUUCAUCUCCUCCUCCCACAACACCUACCUGAUGGAGGACCAGCUGAGAGGGCAGAGCAGUGUGGAGGGCUACAUCAGGGCUUUGACCCGGGGCUGCCGCUGCGUGGAAGUGGACUGCUGGGACGGAGCCAACGGCGAGCCCAUCGUUUACCACGGACACACCUUCACCUCCAAGAUCCUCUUCAAGGACGUGGUCAGCGCCGUGGGAAACUACGCCUUCAAGGUGUCUGAGUUCCCGGUCAUCCUGUCCAUCGAGAACCACUGCAACGUGGAGCAGCAGCGCGUCAUGGCGCGCCACCUGGACCUCAUCCUGGGAGACAAGCUGCUGAAGAGCACGCUGGAAGGCAGCGCCCACAUCAGACUGCCGUCGCCCGAGGAGCUGAAGGGGAAGAUCCUGGUGAAGGCCAAGAAGAUCGGUGGUCUGGAGGACAGUCUGAACGGCGCCGUGGAGGACGCCCUGGGUGGGGAGGUGAGCGACGACGACGAGGGGGCCGACAUCGACGACGACAACCUGCACCGGGAGAGCGUCCGCCGCCGCGCCAAGAAGUCGAAGCAGCGUCUGUCCAAGGAGCUGUCGGACUGCGUGGUCUACUGCAAGAGCGUCCACUUCAGCAGCUUCAAGCACUCCCGCAUCCACUCCAAGUUCUACGAGGUGGCGUCCUUCACCGAGAACAAAGCUCGCAAACACCUGCGAGAGGCCGGAGCUGACUUCGUCCGUCACAACUCCAGGCAACUCACCAGAGUUUAUCCGACCGGCUUCCGGACGGACUCCUCCAACUUCAACCCUCAGGAGAUGUGGAACGCCGGCUGCCAAAUCGUUGCUCUGAACUUCCAGACGGCGGGCGAGGCCAUGGACCUGAAUGACGGCCUCUUCCGGCAGAACGCCUGCUGUGGCUACGUCCUGAAGCCCGGCUUCAUGACGAACCCCGAGCAGCGCUUUGACCCCGAGGCGCCUCGGCGGCAGGAUGGCCACCGGCCCGUCGUGCUCACUGUACAGGUACUCUGCUUCGCAUUGCCCAUCCGUAGAGAUGGGCUGGUUUCAACCCGACUGUCUGUGAUGAAGGUGAUCAGCGGACAGCAGCUGCCCAAAGUCAACAUCAAGGAGGACUCCAUCGUGGACCCGCAGGUUCGAGUGGAGAUUCACGGAGUCCCUCUGGACCAGGCCAAGCAGGAGACCAGAUACAUCGAGAACAACGGGUUCAACCCGGUGUGGUACGACACGCUGCGCUUCACCAUCCACACCCCCGAGCUGGCCAUGGUGCGCUUCGUGGUGGAGGACUACGACAAGACCUCCAAGAACGACUUUGUGGGCCAGUACACGCUUCCUCUGAGCUGCGUGCAGCAAGGUUAUCGUCACAUCCACCUGCUCUCCAAAGAUGGAACCAGUAUUCAUCCCUCUUCCUUGUUCGUUCACAUCAGGAUUACUGAGAUGGAGAAACUUCCAGAAAACCCCUAG
Molecule: messenger RNA, 2340 nt
Organism: Salarias fasciatus (jewelled blenny)
Lineage: Eukaryota; Metazoa; Chordata; Actinopteri; Blenniiformes; Blenniidae
Product: 1-phosphatidylinositol 4,5-bisphosphate phosphodiesterase delta-4-like
Exons: 13
Coding region: 4-2340 (778 amino acids)
Biological process (GO): intracellular signal transduction; lipid metabolic process
Cellular component (GO): plasma membrane
Molecular function (GO): calcium ion binding; phosphatidylinositol-4,5-bisphosphate phospholipase C activity
Source: RefSeq, a predicted model, not a curated record